Molecule: messenger RNA, 1218 nt
Organism: Macroventuria anomochaeta
Lineage: Eukaryota; Fungi; Ascomycota; Dothideomycetes; Pleosporales; Didymellaceae
Product: DNA-directed RNA polymerase II 19 kDa polypeptide
Exons: 4
Coding region: 318-833 (171 amino acids)
Biological process (GO): positive regulation of translational initiation; DNA-templated transcription; positive regulation of nuclear-transcribed mRNA poly(A) tail shortening
Cellular component (GO): RNA polymerase II, core complex; P-body
Molecular function (GO): single-stranded DNA binding; single-stranded RNA binding; translation initiation factor binding
Source: RefSeq, a predicted model, not a curated record
CCCGCAAUCCGCCAUCCACGAUCUCUCCCGCUUCGUAAUUGCCCUCGAUAGCUGGCGCGACCACCUUCGAAACUUUGCGCAUAGACUGCUGAAGCGUGGAUCGAAGAGGGUAGCUUUGCAGGUGGUACGCGCCUCUUACUCGAGGCUUGCGCGCCGGUCGCUCACUACAGUCGUUACAGCGAACACAAGAAGAUAUUAGAGUCGCAUAAUACGAAGGCGCCCGUGUCCGUUUCUUUCACCUGCUACCGUGCAAACGUGCCAACAAUACCAACUCUCUUGUACAACCGCGCAACUUUCUAUUCUCCGCCUGCGCAGCCAUGUUCUUCCUCAAGGAGCUCGAGAAGACGAUCCAGCUGCAUCCCUCGUACUUCGGUCCGCUCAUCCGUUCGCACAUUCACAAGGAGCUUCUGCAGAAGGAGGAGGGCUCGAGCACGGGGAAAUACACCAUUGUGUGCAUAUUGGACUCCUUCGACAUCUCAGAUGGCCAAGUGAUGCCUGGGUCAGGUUCUGCCGAGUACACUGUUCACUACAAGGCUAUCGUAUGGCGGCCGUACAAGGGCGAGGUGAUGGAUGGUAUUGUGACCUCGAUCCUUCCCUCUGGCUUCUUCGUGGACUGCGGCUCCCUGCAAGCUUUCGUCGGACGCAACAUGAUUCCAUCUGAUAUCAAAUUCGAGGGUAACGCAGCACCGCCCCAGUGGACAGAUGGCGCGGACCAGGUUAUCGAGAAAGGCACGAACAUCCGCAUCAAGAUCAAGGGUAUCCGUUCUGAGGUCGACAAGAUGUACGCUGUAGGGACGAUGAAAGAAGAUUAUCUUGGCCCUCUGUCGCAGUAGCCUUACCACAACGACAUCCUUGGCGAGCACGGCCAAGACGCGACAAUGCAGCAGACUGUGGCAAUCCUUUUAGCUGAAGAGCUAUCACCUCACGCUGAAGCGUUGAACUUGAGCAUAUAGUCUGAGAGUCUAAUUGAUGACCUCGAACCCACUGUUCGAAGGGCCAUUAAAACAUCAGUUGCUGGAAUUUUGAACACAAUUCGCGAAGUCAAAGUUGAAGUGACUUCGACGAUUUCUCGUACCCAGUAUGCAUACAACCAAUCGCAUUUAUUAAGGCGUAUUCCAGACUGCAAACGGGGUGGCGCAAACGUCCAGGUGCUCCUCACCAUUACCAAAUGUUCAAGUAGAUGCCCCAAAAAAGGGUCUGAAUAAAAAAUCAUUCGUC